Mya arenaria is the source of this 987-nucleotide messenger RNA. RefSeq names its product LYR motif-containing protein 1-like. Gene Ontology annotation, cellular component: mitochondrion. The record is from RefSeq and is a predicted model, not a curated record. Bases 170 to 532 code for a protein of 120 amino acids. Lineage: Eukaryota; Metazoa; Mollusca; Bivalvia; Myida; Myidae. The transcript has 5 exons.
UAGGUUAUUGCGCAUGUCUACAAUUCUGACAGGUUUUGAACUUCCGGUAGAAAAGCAACAGAUGUAAAAAUGCCGAAUUAUUCAAUAAAUUCAAUUUGUCAUAUGAUUUUUGAACAUUAAUUUUUUUAAAGGUAUGAUGUUACAUUGAAUCAAAGUCAUAUUUCUAGUCAUGUCCCUUAGAAAAGAAGUGCUUGGACUUUAUAGAAAACUGUUUCGGCUUUCAUACUCAUGGGAGUCCUCCCUGGGCAACCCAGGUGCAACAGACGAAGAGAAACGUUACAUACGUGAUGAAACAAGGAAGCUUUUCAAAAAAAAUAAGGAGUUAUCAGAUGAAAGUUUGAUCAGAGAGCAUUUGAAAGAAGGAGAAACCAGAAUUGAAUUAGCCAUGCAUUACCAGAACCCUUAUCCAAGACCUGUCCACCUUCCCCAGCAUGUGCUUCACUCGAAGGCAGGGAAGAGGUUGAAGGCCCAGCAGCGCAAGCUUCAGCAGUCCAAACCCAUUUACAUUAAGUCAUACGAGGACGAGUCCUGACAUUGGUUGGAAGGAGUGCCAGAUAUGCUGGGUUGUAGUUGAAUAUCAAGGACAACCAUGAACACAAGACUUGAUAGUGAUAUAAGGGGUCAGACUUAUCGAUAACUGUGCUGUCUAAAUAAUUGUUAUUGUAUGCUUUGAAGCAGUAUGAUGUUACUGGACUGAUGGGAAUGUAUUGGUGUUUCAGAAUAAAAAAAUGCCAUGAAAACUUAGUGUUCUGUGUGUACACAAAUUAAAAUACACCUUCAGUGAGUAAUAAUAAUCUGUAAGCAUGAUUUUUCUUGACGUUAUGUGGUUAAUAGAUGAAAAAUAAUGACUUAUGUUUAGUGUAUAUAACCAUAGUUUGAUGGACCAUAUGCAAAAUUCGUCUGGAGUGAAUCAGACACAAAAGCCACUUUUCACUUUACUUUAUUUCAUUUUCAAUAAAUGUGAUAAACUUUGAAAAUAUUCUCUUC